AUGGCCGACUUUUACAUCCGAUCGGCGAGAUCGCUGGAUCGAGUACUUCGGGACGAGUGUUCGGUCAAGGCGGCUGCUUCUGAACAUGCGGACUCGGGACGCGUGCUGGCCAUCCUCAUCAACUCGCUGGCGUAUCGGAGCGCUCUCAUGCAUGCUUUGGACGAAUCGAAGGUGAUGAAGCUCGAAGAGAAGGUGUUCGUCCUUGCGCCACCGUCGAAGAGCAAGGUCAAAGCGAAUGGGAAGGGAAAGGAUCCUCCAACAAAGUCGAGCAAGAUCGAGUAUCCGAGCAAGCAAGCACUGCUGUUGGUAUUGUGUCACGAUCUUCUCUUUCAGUCUCGCGGAAUUCAGGCCAGCAAAACUUGGCCACCGAAAGUGACGCUCGAAAGGUAUCGGGCUUCGCUGCACUCGUCGUUGGUCAAGCUUCAGAUUCGACAGGGAAAGUCGAGGAUCCAGGAUCUGCGUUCGGGUGCGCUGUAUCAGGAGAUGACGGCACGCAUGCCUAGAUGGAUUCGGAUCAACUCGCUGCGUGCAACGCGGGAGGAGGUGUUCGACUGGUUGACCGAGAACAAGUUCCACCUUGUCACGGAGCGAGAGUUGACGGGAGUCAAGGAAUUUGCUGAAUCGGAACACGUUCCGGGAUUGCUAGCGUUUCACCCGAAAGCAACGAGCCUGCUGUUGAAAAGCGGAAUGUAUCGGGAGAACUGGAUCGUCAUGCAAGAUCUCGCUUCUUGCUUCCCUGCGUACAUCUUGGAUCCUCCAGCCGCGACCCACGUGAUCGAUGCGACCAGUGCACCGGGCAACAAGACCAGCCAUCUCAGCGCCAUCAUGUUUUCCAAACCCAAUCCGAAACCCACCAAAGGACGUAUUGAUGCAUUCGAACGAGACGCCGUUCGGUUCAAAACCUUGCUCAAACGACUCGCUGCCGUCGGAGCGCUGCAAACGAAACCCCUUGCCGGAAUCGCUGGUGGGAAUGUCAUCGCGCAACGAAAGGAUUUCCUCACCACCCAACCACACGACUUUCCCGAUGUAACGCAUAUGCUUCUCGAUCCCAGCUGCAGCGGUUCCGGUAUCGUCAACCGUCUCGAUUUCCUCAAAGAAGAUGACGACGUCGAAAACGAUACCACCGACACGACCACGACAGAUUCGGGGGAAAGCAAGCUAGCACAUCGAUUGCGACAACUCUCCGAAUUCCAACAGCUGAUGAUUCGACACGCAUUCAAAUUCCCUGCGCUGGAAAAAGUUGUGUACAGCACAUGCAGCAUUCACGCCGAAGAGAACGAGGUGGUGGUGAUGAAAGCGCUCGAUUCGGAAGAAGCAAGGGAGAAAGGUUGGACGUUGGCAGGCAGAAAGGAUGUCAUUCCGAGUUGGAAGGUCAGAGGAGACAGGAAGGUGUGUGCGGGGAAGGAGGAAGUUGCGGAGAGCGUGAUCAGGUGCAUCCCGGGUGGGGAGGGUGAUGGAGAUAAGCCGAACGUUGAGAGUUGCAACGGGUUUUUCGUUGCUUGUUUUGUCAGGACUGGGGAGCGAGGAGGAAAUGCAGCGGUGGUCGAGGUGGCGAAGAAGAGGGUCUUGGAUGUGCAGGAAGAGGUCGGCGAUGACGCUGACGAUAACGACAACGAUAGCGAUGGAGAAGAGGAUCUGAGCGGAGCGGUAUCCGGCAGCGGCAACAACGCAGCUGCAAACAGAAAGAAAAAGCUGCAGAAACGACGCAAGAAGCAGCGUCUACAGGCUCAACAGGAAUAG
Messenger RNA from Pseudozyma hubeiensis SY62, 1740 nucleotides. RefSeq lists its product as hypothetical. Lineage: Eukaryota; Fungi; Basidiomycota; Ustilaginomycetes; Ustilaginales; Ustilaginaceae. Gene Ontology annotation, molecular function: methyltransferase activity. The record is from RefSeq and is a predicted model, not a curated record. The transcript has a single exon. Bases 1 to 1740 code for a protein of 579 amino acids. Gene Ontology annotation, biological process: rRNA base methylation. Gene Ontology annotation, cellular component: nucleolus.